UCACCCCGCUGAUAUGAACAUGCCCUCGCGCUACUGCGGGAGCAGGAAGUGCUCCAAUAGAAAAUAUAUGGAUUGUAAUUCACGCGGUUUCAGGAUGAGUGGUGAAGAUUCAGGGGAGGUGACUGCGCUGGUGUGUCAGGAGUCUGACCUGAAGGAUGGAGAGAUGAAGGAAGUCUGUGUGGAGGAGCAGAAGGUGUUGCUGGUCCGUACAAAUGGCCAGUACAGUGCAGUCGGGAGCAGGUGUUCCCACUACAGUGCCCCCCUGAUUAAAGGUGUCCUGGUGGGUGACAGAGUGAGAUGUCCCUUCCAUGGGGCUUGUUUCAGCGUCACGACUGGUGACAUCGAGGAGUACCCCGGCCUGGACUCCCUCCCCAAGUAUAAGGUGAAAGUUCAAGAUGGCAACGUGUAUGUUUCCAUCAAUAAAGAGUCCCUGAAGGCAACGAAGCGAGUCAAGGAGAUGUGCACCGUCAGGAAGGACCUGGCACAUACUAGUGUGCUGAUCGGUGGCGGUCCGGCCUCACUGGUUUGUGCUGAGACACUCCGGCAGAACAACUACCAGGGUCGAAUCAUCAUCAUCACCAAAGACACCCUGCCUCCGUUUGACAAACCUAAGCUGAGUAAGGCGUUGGAUGUGGACAGCAGCAAGAUCAUCCUCCGACCUGCAGACUUUUUACAGCAGUGUGGGAUUGAAGUGUGGACUCGGAAAGAGGUGGUCUCUGUGAGCCCGACUGAGAAGACGGUGAAGCUGAGCGACAGCACGUCUCUGCGUUACGACCAGCUGCUUGUUGCCACAGGCUGCAGGUCUAGACCUCUGAACUGUCCUGGGAAAGACCUGAAGGGAGUGAAGUUGCUGCAGAGUUAUGAAGAUGCCAAAGAGAUCCACAGCUUGGGCGUGGGUCGGAAGGCUGUGGUCGUUGGAGCUUCAUUCAUAGGGAUGGAGGUGGCAUCUUACUUGUCUGACAAAGCUGCCAGCGUGGCCCUCGUUGGAUCCUGCAGCUUCCCCUACGAGCGUUCACUGGGCCCAGAAAUCGGCAAGAUGACUAAGGAGAUGUUGGAGGAGCACAAUGUCAAGUUCUACAUGAAUGACAGCGUGGUGGAGAUCAGGGGAGAGAAUGGACAGGUGAAGGAGGUGGUGCUGAAGAGUGGGUUGGUCCUGGAAGCUGAUCUUGUGGUUGCAGGAAUUGGUGUCAUCCCAAAUUCAGACCUCUUGGCUGGAUCUGGGGUGGAAGUGGACUCCAGGAAAGCCGUCGUCGUAGACAAGUUCAUGAGAACCAACAUCCCGGAUAUUUUUGCGGCUGGCGACGUCACGUCUUUCCCUCUGACCAUCCGGGGUGACCAAAGGGUCAACAUAGGUCACUGGCAAAUGUCACAAGCCCAUGGAAGAGUAGCUGCGCUUAACAUGCUUAACAAACCGACCGAGAUCAAUUCCGUCCCUUUCUUCUGGACUGUGCUGCUGGGCAAGAGCAUCAGAUACACCGGCUACGGAGAAGGAUACACCGAAGUCAUCUUCAAGGGCAAAGUGGAGGAAAGAAAAUUUUUGGCCUUUUAUAUCAAAGAUGAGGUGGUGGUCGCCGGCGCCAGUUUUAUGUUUGAUCCUCUCGUCGCCCAGCUCGCGGAGCUGAUGGCGGCAGGGCAGCGGAUAACGAAGACCCAAGUUCAAGCUAAAGACCUGAGCUGGCUGCAGAAGUGACGGCACACUGCAUCCAGCAGCCACGCAGCAGAAGAUGCCUUUCCCUCGACUCGUGCCAUAUUUUAUAGCUUUAAUUCCUAACUCAGGUUUGUUGGGCAGCCAACUGAGGUAACAGUGGACAAACCCUGUGGCUCACAUGUCUAUCACUGCCAAACACUGAGCUACACAUCAUGCAAUAAAGUCAGAACUGCUUCAACUUUGGUCGU
Molecule: messenger RNA, 1896 nt
Organism: Synchiropus splendidus (mandarinfish)
Lineage: Eukaryota; Metazoa; Chordata; Actinopteri; Syngnathiformes; Callionymidae
Gene: aifm4
Product: apoptosis inducing factor mitochondria associated 4
Exons: 19
Coding region: 14-1690 (558 amino acids)
Cellular component (GO): cytoplasm
Molecular function (GO): 2 iron, 2 sulfur cluster binding; oxidoreductase activity, acting on NAD(P)H; flavin adenine dinucleotide binding
Source: RefSeq, a predicted model, not a curated record